AUGGACGAGCCCACGCCCGACCACUACAAGGCCCUGGGCCUCGACAACACCGCCGACGCCUCGACCAUCAAGGCUACCUACCGCAAACUCGUCCUCAAGUGCCACCCGGACAAGGUAACCGACCCUGCCCUCAAGGAGCAGAAGCAGGAGGAGUUCCACAACAUCCAGCAGGCCUACGAGUGCCUCAUCGACCAAGAAAAGAGGUCCAAGUACGACGCACUAGUCAAGCUCGAGAAGCUGCGCAGCGAGCGAGCUGCCGCCAGAGGAGCCGCCCCGCGCGACAGGACUGCACGCUUCGAUGUCCCCACACCAGGCGGUGCGUCCUUCGCUGCAAGCGGUCCUACCCGCUACACCACCGAACACCGUGCGCCAACCAACGCACGCGACGAAGACGAGCGUUACUAUGCACGGUACCACACCACCCCGUCCAAACCAACCGCAGCUUCGAGAUCCACUCGCGAGAAGGAGUCAUCCAAGAGCUCCCGACACGCCAAGGAAGAUAGAUCGCGAUCGGACCGCGAGAAAACGCGUGCCAAAGAAUCUCGAAGCGACCGCAAAUUCACCAGUGUUGACAGUGAGUCAUCGUCGGACGAGAAGGCGCGCUACGAGGCAGCCUACAAGACCCGUACCGAGGAGGAGGCUGCUCGGCGCAGGGCAGAAGAACGUCGGACCUACGAAGACAACCGAUAUGCUGGCGCCGCCCAAGCUGUCCCUGCUGCACGCAAGAUGAGCGUCCAGGAGCAGGAGGCGCUUCGCUACCAGCACAAGUCACGCGCCCAGGUCGAAGAGGAGAUGUCUUCCCGUCCCUCACCAGCUAGGGCCUCUUCGCGUGACUACUUCAACGCUGAACCCCGCCUUCAACGACGAGACAGCGCCCGACCCGAGCCUGUCCGCAGGUCGUCGGCCCGGCCAGGCAAGGAAAGGCCGUCCAUGACCCGCCGCGACACCGAUCGCACUGAUCGCGGUAUCCCCGAGGUUGUCGAGUGGGCCGAUGACAGAUAUGAGGAAAGACGAGUUCCCAGUUUCAAGCAGACGACCUCAUCGCCGGCUGACCUUGCACGCGGAAUGCCUCAGCGUUCGUACACUGAUCGGUCAACACGACAUGCCGAGAACACGCCACCGUCGUUAAGUCGGUCAUCCACUAUGCCCAACAGCAUCCCACACGUCUCCUCGUCCUCACGGAGGAAGGAAUCCGUCACUCCUCGCGGACCUUCUAAUCUUCGCGAGACCAUGACGUCAGAACAAUACAGCAGUCCCGAGAAAUACGCGAGUCCUGAGAGAGAUGCCUUCCCUACUGUCCCACCUUCAUCAACCGUCAAGACAUACUACUACCCCAUUGCUGGAGGUGGCGUUUCUGCAGAAGCGCCCUCUUCCACUCCUCGCCACGUCGUCCGCGAACCCACUAGCCGCCAACACCGUUCAAAGUCGCCGAUUGGUAAGCCCCCGAUUGGUGCCAACCGUCCAACAGAGCCUGUUGCAUACAAGACCGUCCCGCGGCCAACUAUGCCAGGCCGCACCGACUCCAGUCGCACUGAUGCCAGUCGCACCCUUUCGCCAAGUCGUGAAGACCGCGGACGCUCAGGACGACCCAAGCUCUAUGGUGAAAUUAGCGGCGAAUCCCAACCCCGACACAGGGUACGCCAGUCGAGCAUUGAACCCGAAAAUGUUCAGUACAGUCGUAGGUACGGUCCUGAAGAUGUCAGAUGGGCACCGAGAUCUUCUGCCGACCCUGAUAGGGGCUAUGCUAGCAAACCACAUCUUAGCAGGACUGCUACAUAUGUUUACUAG
Alternaria burnsii is the source of this 1788-nucleotide messenger RNA. RefSeq lists its product as uncharacterized. The record is from RefSeq and is a predicted model, not a curated record. NCBI's taxonomy places the organism in Eukaryota, Fungi, Ascomycota, Dothideomycetes, Pleosporales, Pleosporaceae. The coding region runs from base 1 to 1788 and encodes 595 amino acids. Gene Ontology annotation, cellular component: nucleus; cytoplasm. The transcript has a single exon. Gene Ontology annotation, molecular function: protein-folding chaperone binding; protein folding chaperone.